Messenger RNA from Cololabis saira (Pacific saury), 1011 nucleotides. Its product is annotated as olfactory receptor 1M1-like. NCBI's taxonomy places the organism in Eukaryota, Metazoa, Chordata, Actinopteri, Beloniformes, Belonidae. Gene Ontology annotation, biological process: G protein-coupled receptor signaling pathway. The record is from RefSeq and is a predicted model, not a curated record. Gene Ontology annotation, molecular function: olfactory receptor activity; G protein-coupled receptor activity. The coding region runs from base 1 to 1011 and encodes 336 amino acids. The transcript has a single exon. Gene Ontology annotation, cellular component: membrane.
AUGUCCUUUUUCAGGACUGCGUUAAACAGCUCCGACAUCAUUCAUCCUCCGGGCUUCUACAUCGUUGGAUUUGAGUCAUUUCCUUUCAUAAAUGUUUACUUCAUCUUUCUGGUGUUUGUUUACGUGGUUACGGUGCUGUUCAACAGUUUGCUGAUCUACGUAGUCGCCGUCAACCAUUGCUUACACACUCAAAAAUUCUUUGCUGUCAUUAACCUUGCAGUAAUCGAUUUAUGCCUGAACACAUGCACUAUCCCCAGCAUGAUACAAGUAUUUCUCGUCAAGGAUAACUUUAUUCCAUUUAACUUAUGUUUGGUACAAAUGUACAUAUAUUAUACGUUUGUGUCAUUAGAGUCAUAUGCACUCACUAUACUCGCCUAUGACCGUCUGAUUGCUAUUUGCUUCCCUUUACGCCAAAAUGCAAUCAACUCAGUGCGGAGCAUGUGUUGCAUGAUCGGCAUUACCUGGUGCUUUGCAUUGGGAGUUACAGCCUUUACCACAGGUAUCAUGACAAGACUGUCUUUUUGCAACUCUGUCAGAGUGUUCAGUUAUUUUUGUGAUUAUGCACCCGUGUUUCGACUUGCCUGUAAUGAUUACUCUAUGCAGUGGUCUGCAGCUUCCUUGCUCGUUGUUUUACUCAUUGGAGGGCCCUUCACCUUCAUUUGUUUGUCCUAUGUCAGCAUUCUGGUGAUUGUGUUCAGGAUGAAAACUGUAGAGCGACGAGUAAAAGCUUUGGCCACUUGUGCAGAGCAUAUCAUUAUUGUCGCUAUAUUUUACAUUCCCCUUUUUGUCAUUUUCACAAUUGGCUUCUAUUUGGGGGCUGUUGACCCAGACCAGCGAGUACUGAGCCUCUCCUUGGCUUCUUGUAUCCCACCUUGCAUUAAUCCUGUUGUGUAUUCCUUGAAAACAAAAGAGAUCAAAAUCAGGGCAUUGGCACUUUUCAGGAAGAACAAAGUUAGUGCAAACAAAGCUAAAUCUAAAACAGUCAUGGAGGGAGUAAGAAAAGAAUGGUGA